Anoplopoma fimbria (sablefish) is the source of this 2374-nucleotide messenger RNA. It is a transcript of the gene arsh, whose product is annotated as arylsulfatase H. Lineage: Eukaryota; Metazoa; Chordata; Actinopteri; Perciformes; Anoplopomatidae. The transcript has 11 exons. Gene Ontology annotation, molecular function: arylsulfatase activity. Bases 74 to 1846 code for a protein of 590 amino acids. The record is from RefSeq and is a predicted model, not a curated record.
UGGAGCGUCAGACAGGCAGAGGAGGAGAUGUGCCACAUUCUCCUGGUUUUAUGAAUCAGUUCACUGUGCAGGUAUGAGGUCCCCCAUGUUGGCAAAUCUUCUUAUCUCCCUGCUCCUGGCAGCAGGGAGAGAUGUCCUAGGAGAUAAAGUAGACAGGAAGCCCAACUUUGUUCUGAUGAUGGUGGACGACCUGGGCAUCGGUGAUGUAGGAUGCUACGGUAAUGACACCAUCAGGACUCCUAACAUAGACAGACUUGCUUCUGAAGGGGUAAAGUUGACUCAGCACAUUGCAGCUGCUCCCCUGUGCACCCCGAGCCGGGCCGCUUUUAUGACGGGGCGCUAUUCACUCCGCUCAGGACUGGCAAGCACUGGUAACGUGCAGGUACUGCUGUUCCUUGGUGGUUCAGGUGGGCUGCCACCCAGUGAGACCACCUUUGCUAAGAGGCUCCAGCAAGAAGGAUACACCACCAGCCUAGUGGGUAAGUGGCACUUGGGUGUGAACUGUGAACAGAGAGGGGACCACUGCCACCAUCCGAACCAGCACGGCUUCAGCUACUUCUACGGCCUGCCGUUUACCCUGUUCAAUGAUUGUGUGCCCGGAGAGGGGAGUGAUAUCAUGGCAGACCUCCAGAAAGCACUCAGAAAUCUGACCAUGUUGCUUGGAGUUGGACUUCUCUCACUGGUGUGUGUCCGUUUGUGUGGCCUCCUUGAAGUCAGCCUGUGGCUAUUGGUAGCACUUGUUUUUCUCAGUAUCCUAGCAGCCGCUGUGUGGUUUAUACCCUUUAAACGCCUGCAGAUAUGGAACUGCAUCAUCAUGAGAAACCAAGACGUGAUCGAACAGCCAAUAACAGUGGAGACUUUACCCCAGAGGUUGCUGGGAGAAGCACAAAACUUUAUAAAGAGGAAUGUCGAUCAACCAUUCCUCCUCUUCUUCUCAUUGGCCCACAUCCACACGCCGCUCUUCAAAACACAAGCCUUUGCCGGCAAAAGUCGCCAUGGUCGCUACGGUGACAACCUAGAAGAAGUGGACUGGAUGAUAGGUCAAAUUACAGAGACAGUGGACUCCCUCGGCCUUGCCAACAAUACUCUGAUGUAUUUCACAUCAGACCAUGGUGGACACCUAGAGGAUGCUGAUUCCAUAAUCGGCCAGAAAGGAGGCUGGAACGGCAUUUAUAAAGGUGGGAAAGCUAUGGGAGGCUGGGAGGGGGGGAUCAGGGUGCCUGGUAUUUUCCGCUGGCCUGGCAGACUGGCAGCUGGAAGAGUAGUGGAUGAGCCCACUAGCCUCAUGGACCUUUAUCCAACACUGAAGUAUUUGGCCAAGGACACACAACCUGACAGACAAUCAGAUGGCUUUAACCUAAUGCCACUGUUGGAAGGAAAGGUAGAGCGAUCAGAGCAUGAGUUCAUGUUCCACUACUGUGGAAUCUACCUGAAUGCAGUACGCUGGCACCCACCUGGAAGUGACUCUGUCUUCAAGGUGCACUUUUUCACUCCUAACUUUUCUCCCCCGGGAGCCGGUGGCUGCUACGACACUAAGAUCUGUCUAUGUCACGGAGAACAUGUGACGCACCACAACCCACCACUGCUGUACGACCUUUUCCACGAUCCCUCAGAGUCCCGCGCACUGACCCCUGAUACUGAGCCGCGACAUGCUGAAAUCCUUGAGGAGAUCACUAAAGCUGUGGAGAGACAUAGAGACUCCCUCACAAACAUGCAGGUGUCUGAUGAUACUUCAAGCGUUCAAAGCCAGAUGACGUUGGACAGGAUCCUGUGGAGACCCUGGCUUCAGCCCUGCUGUGGGACUUUUCCCUUCUGCGGCUGCAAAGAGGACACAACAAAUAUUUAAGUGCCAAUUCUUAAGAUUUCCGUCCUGGCUGAUUUAGAAUUUCUAUUUGAGUGAAAAUAUUAAAUUGUACUUUAAAUGUUGCAGUCUGGGUAGUUUUUGUUGAUGAACUUCAAGUUUUCAGAGUUGUGUGCAUAGUUACAUUUUUUGUUUGUUUACAAUGAAUGAAAACUAAUACCGAAUUGUUUGUAAAAUGCAAAUAUAUAAAUAUUACAAUACAUUUGUCAAUGAGCUAUUGGCGCAAUAACUAUUUUGUUAUAUCAUUUGACGAUGGAUAGUGAAUUAGGAGACAUUUAUUUAAAUGAAAAUCUUUAAGAUUGCCACUUUAAAGACUUUUGUGCCAAAACGGCUCUGACAUAUUUAGCUGGCCUGUUUCACAACUGUGGAAACCAAUGUGACAUCAGAACCCAGCGCACAGCCACAGCAGUGCACAGUCGGACACUUCUGCAUCAAACAGAUAGAAUGGUAGACAGGAGCCGAGCAUUGUUUGGUACUGCUUUUCACCUGUAAAAGUUACCUCUUUAACGAAUA